GUGACGGAACUAGGCGUGGAACUGGAAAGUGCAAAUGCGACCCCGGUUAUUCUGGAAAUAUGUGUAGACAAUGCGCUCUCGAUUUUUACGAAAAAUCCAGGACAAACAAGUCUGUGGAAUGAACCGAAUGAGAGAUGCACAAAUACACCUGGUUCUUUCGAAUGUUCAUGUUUAGAUGGAUACAAGAGAGAUGGAUCAGAAUGUGUGCUGGAUAUAGAAGCUCAAAAGGAGGCUGAAGCUGAAGAAGAUGACGAGGACGAGGAUGCUGAUGAACACCGAGAUACUCUGAAAAGUGAUGAAGACCAAGAUUCUCUGAAAAGUGAUGAAAACGGAUAUCCUCUGAAAAGUGAACUGUGA
Molecule: messenger RNA, 357 nt
Organism: Ostertagia ostertagi
Lineage: Eukaryota; Metazoa; Nematoda; Chromadorea; Rhabditida; Trichostrongylidae
Source: the annotation of a GenBank genome assembly